Adineta steineri is the source of this 636-nucleotide messenger RNA. The record is from the annotation of a GenBank genome assembly. NCBI's taxonomy places the organism in Eukaryota, Metazoa, Rotifera, Eurotatoria, Adinetida, Adinetidae.
AUGUGCACAUUGAAAUUAGGUCGAUAUUUUGCGUUAAUGUUCAUUUGUUUUGCAAUCAUUCAUAGCAUUGUACUUGGUUGUUCUUAUAGUAUUCAUCCAACAUUGGGAUGUGUCUUAUCGAAUUAUGUAUGGGUUCAGUACUCAACAUAUUUCUUUUAUCCAGUUUUAUUUGGUUUCUUACCUAUUAUAAUUGCAUCAUUAUUUAGUAUCUUAGCUUAUCAUAAUGUUCGGCAUAUAGUUCGACGACAAUUACCAAUUGUUCGUCGUAAGUUAGACAAACAAAUAACAGCAAUGGUUCUUAUGCGUGUAAUAGCUUAUGUUUGUUUAGUAGUACCUUACAAUGCUUAUCGUAUCUAUGCCAUUAAUUAUCCUACAUCACGAAGUGUGCCUAUGGCAUAUGCAGUUGGUCGAUUACUUCAAGCAAUUCUUCUGUCUAUCAACAAUAUAAAUUUUAUUAUCAACUUUUAUGUUUUUACAAUAUUCUCAUCGCGUUUUCGGCGUCAAGUAAAAUUUGUGUUAGUAAAAAAAUGUUGGCAGCAAUGGAAAUAUUGGUGUUGUUCUAUGAAUAAUCAAAUUGAACCUGACAAUGAUAUUGAAGCACGUAAUUCACAAAUAGAAUCUGAAGAAAACAUCUAA